AAUAUGUACCCGUAAGUGUAUAAGAUACGCAAAACGAGGUGUAUAAAAAUAGACAGUACAAACGGCAGAACCCCGCUCCUAGGAUGACUUUCAAAUCGAAGAGUUGUGCUCACCGCGUAUUAGUGAAGGAUUAAAGAUGGGACAGUGCUGCUCGACACGACGCUACAGAAUGCUGCGGAUCUUUCGACGUAACAAAGAUAACCAAGGUAAGGCAGGUACAAGCCAUAAACGUGGAGAACCAGACGGCAGCGAGGAAGCUGCAGCUAUCAAGAAAACCAAGAAAUCUGAAAUUACAAAACACGAUGUGGAAGCAGGCGUGACAUAUCACGAUGAUUAUGAUGAUGAUGAAGAUGAUGAUGAAUCGGAUGUUGACGUCUAUCCUGCCAAACAAAAUGAAGAAGUGUAUCCUUCAGGAGAAGAAGAUAACAAAAGAAAUUCAUACAAAGAAUCUACUUUACACGAACAUUUACGACAAGGUACUUCGAGGUGACGUGAACACGUUAAUACCAAAACUUGCAAAGAUGGUGAAGAUUGUAGUUGUCACACUCCAAGAAGAUAUGUCAGAAGAGAAGUUUAUCUUAGAGGAAAGAAUAUUUCCUGACUUGAAAAGAUUUUGUCGUGAAUAUAACCACGACGUUCAUAUAGUGGAGAUUGACAUUGAAGCUGAGCAGUUUUCGUAUAUGGAUUGGAAAGAAGAAAUUGAAACAGCUCACAAAGAAUCUUCAGGAAUUGGCUUUAUUGUUCUAGUUGGUCAGAACUUUGGCGAAAAAUUUCUUCCUGAGAAGAUCGAUGUCAAAGACUAUGAAUUGCUCAUGGAGAUCAUACCGAACAAUCACGACGCAAUACGAAGUCUCUACGAGUUAGAUGCUAAUCAAAUACCGUGUUACGUUCUCAGAAAUACAUGCUUUGAGCAGCCAAACGAAAGAAUUUCUGAAGCUUCACAAUUUGUGUUGGACAUGAUAGAAGAAAAACAAUUCAAACUGAAGUGUGAGCAACGUUAUAUUUUCAAUGCGUUAUUACAAGCUGCGUCUCUUGGUGCCGAACUGUCUAACCAAGGCUCAAGAGCAUUGUGGGUAGAGAAGAAAGUUUCCCAACAAAAUGAAAGUUUUGAAGAGCAAAGCAACGACGAUAAAGCAGAGUUACAACUGGUCCGCCAAAAGUAUCGCCAUCAAAAUGGCAGUGUUGUAACUUAUGACGAGUUUGCUAAACAUGACAUACUGAAACGAAAUCACUUUCACCAAACUGUUCUCGACACCAUCAAGGCAAUGCUUGAUAAGAAUAACGAAUUGUCACCCUGUUCUAACACCAACGAUAUUCAUUACAAAGAAGUUGCACAACAUUUAUUAAAAUGUCAAGAGAACAUUAAAAAUAUUGACGAAGGAUCUCACAGAACCAUUCACAUCCAAACACGUAUCAAUAAAUAUAUUAAAGGGAACACAACAACUCCUUUGAUUCUGCAUGGAUCACCCGGAUGUGGAAAAAGUACAAUGGUGUCUAUGACGGCAAAGCUCUUGAGUGACAGCCCAGAACAAGACACAAUACUCGUUACCAGGUUCCUCGGUUCUACACGUUUUUCGAGCCAGCUGAGACUUUUGUUAAGAAGUUUGUGCUUUCAAUUGUCAAGAGUAUUCGGUUAUGAAGACAAAAUUCCUGAGUUUCCAAGCGAUUGUAAAAUGUUCAACAGUCAGCUUCACAACGCUACGCGAGGAAAACAAAUCGUCAUUAUUCUUGAUGGUCUUGACGAGUUACCAAAAUCAAACCUAAAAUGGCUACCGCAUGAAUUACCUGACAAUGUAAAAAUAAUUCUAACAGCAUUGACAAACGGUGGUUAUUACAACGGCCUAAAGGCCACAUUUGAAGAAGCAUCAGAUCACUUCGUUGACGUGUCAGAGAUGGAAAAAAGUGAAGCUAAAUCAUUGCUUUCAUCAGGAUUUCAUAACAUUGGCACAGAACCUGCAAAAGAAUUGGAAAUUCGGUUACUGAAAGCUGCAGAAAAAUAUCCCAACCCCCUCUACGUUCACCUUUUGUUGCAUUACAUUCGCCUGAAGAGGACGCUGACCGAUUUUCCUGGAAGCAACGUAGACUCACACCUCCCAACGUCAUUAAAACACGUGAUUGAACUAUACUUUAACACCGUGGAGAAGAAAUAUGGCAAGCCGACCAUUCAAAGGAUUAUGGGAUAUUUAUCAGCCGCUCGCUUUGGACUUAGCGAGCGCGAGUUAGAUGAAAUACUUACACGCGAUCACAUCUCUGGGAAGGCGCCAGGAUUUAAUGUGAGGCCCUUUCAGCUAGCAAGAAUUCUUCAUGAUCUAUCUCCAAUAUUGACGAAAGUUUAUUUUGAUGGAAUGUUGAUUCUGACCUGGCGUCAUCUUAUAAUUCGUUACUUACUCUUUGAUCGAUAUCUCUCCAGUCAUGAACACAGUCUUAAGUUCGCCCAUCGAAGUCUUGCCCAACAUUAUGCUGGGAAGCGUACAAAGGGUUCUUCCGAAGAUCCACUCAUCGUUAAUCGUCGACUUCACGAUCUGCCUCAUUAUCUAUGCAAACUAGGCGACAUUGAAGAGCUUAAAAACCAAGCUUUAUGCAAUUUUGUUUUCAUCCAAGCGCAGCUGACUGCUACUAGUAUUGAUUAUGUACUGAAUGUUUUACUGGAAAACAGUCCUAUGGAUCAAGAUUUGAAGAUGAUCGUAGAUGCGUUAAGAAUGUCUUCUGAUGCUUUGCAAAUUGAUCCCCAUCAACUUUCAGCUCAACUAAUAGGAAGAUUGACAGAUCUUGCUUCGUCAGACCAUAUUACCCGUCUCCUAAAUGACGCUCGAAAAUUUUCACAAGGUCUGGUACCUAAUACAGGAUGUCUAAAUCCUCCUGGAACGAAACUUCUGCAUACCUCCACAGAGUUGUACGGACCAACCGAUCUAACCACGGAUUCAACAUUGGGUUUGUCGACAUCGAGAAAUACCGUUGCAUUAUGGGACGUCAGAAGUGGUGAGAUCAUCAGAACAAUGUCAAUUUCUCGCACUGUAAAACGGCUUCUUUUCUGUAGAAAUAAUCGUUUGUUCAUUUUGGAUACCGGUGAAAAUCUUGAUGUCUAUGAAACGAGCACGUUCAAAAACGUGUGGAAUUUUGAAAGUCCUUCACCUGCAACGUCCUUUGCAAUUGCUGGUGACACCAAAGAUAUACUUGUUGCAGUAUUUGGCCACGUGAUAAGAAUGUGGAACCUACGUACUGGUCACGUGAUCAAUGAGAUCGAAAAUGAAGUCUACAUUAAUAGGAUUGCUGGCUGGAAAAAAUACAUUGCAUAUGCCAGUACAAAUGACAAGUUUGUGAAAGUUUAUGAAAUAUUUACUGAUUUGUUGGUUCAUCACAUUGAUAUGUAUGAGAAAGCGUCACCUGAUAAAGUGGCUGAAGUUUUUCUAGCUCCGUUAGGCGAUGGUCUUGUUCUAGCUACAUCACAUCAAUCACAUGACCUUCGUGUUUUCCGUUUGUCAAAUGGUGAAUGGCUUCGUAACAUUGGAGGUGACAUUGUAAAUCCUCGAUUAUCCUCAGACGGUCAUUUCGUGCUUUCUACAAACAGUCGCAACGAUAUUAGUGUAUGGAGUCUUGAGACAGGCGUGAAGCUAACGAAUGUCUUCCGGCAUCCUCCGACAAGUAUCAUUACCGAUAUAAUUGCUAACGAUCUAACCGUCCUCGUGACAUUGUCGGACAACGAGAUAUUACGAGUAUGGGAUCUGGAAAAGGAAGAGACAAUUCAGCAAGGUUUGCUUCAGGAGAACAAAGACAACUGUAUAAGAAAUAUAACGUUUGUUAAAAGUCGCGGUGAACAAAGACAGGCAGUAAGUCGAUCGAAAGUUUCAGGAGAUAUUGUCGUAUGGAAUGUUUCUAAUUGUACCCAGGUGAGAACAUUGAAAGGAACACAAGCCGAUGACGUUCUUGUUGUCGAUGAAACAAGAGCAGUUCUCAGAAGUAUGGGUAAACUUGCAUUGAUUGAUUUAGAAGAAGGACGAUUGAUUAAAAAACUUCGCGUCUCAUUUCCAAACAUGAACAGUCGAAAUCGGUUAGAAAGACGAGCGAGUUCUCUUUAUAAACGAAGAAAUCUUUCUCUUCGUCUCCUACAACGAUCAGGCGUGAACAUAAAACCUCGCUGUGGACAGUUCAGUGAUGUUGCAAUCGUUGGUCAAGAAUACGUUUUGAUGCUUUCCAGUAAGCGAGAUGUCGUAAAUUUGAUCUCUUUAGACCACGGAGGAUUGGUUGCUCAGCUGAAGAGUGGCCACAAGGAAUGCAUUGAGACUGUUAUUGUGAGUAAGAAUGGCAAAACUCUCGUCUGUUCUUACAAGAAUAGCGCAGCAGCAGUGUGGGACCUGGACACGAAACGUUUGAUUGGUUGGCUUCGUGUAGAGAAUUGUUUUCCUAAACUGUGUCAAGCAACUAUUACACAAGAUGGACGAUAUCUUGUGGAUGAAGUGAAGAUAAAUGAUUGUACACAUUUAGUUGUUUGGGACGUCAAUAUUUCUGAAGUACAAUGUAAAAUUCCCAUCAAAGGAGCUAAAAUUCAUGCCGUUACUGCAUCCUCGAUCAGUGGUAUCAUUAUUUGUUCAUUCAAAAAGGAAUAUCGCAAUACAGUUAUGAGCUAUCUUUUGCGAUCAGGAGCACCUCUUUUCCCGUUGCCUUGUGGCAUACGACAUCAGAUAAACGGCAUUCAGAUGAGCGCCGACGGACGACGAGCAAUGACGUUUGCUUCCGGAGAUCGCACAAUAAGAUUGUGGGAUACUUCACGAGGAAUACAGAUAGGAUCAUUUACCGCUGACCAUGCUGUGUCGGACUGCGCCUUGUCCGAAGAUGGCAACAACAUCGUAUUGGCCAUCAGUCAAGCUUCUUCAAUAACAAGUCUUACUUUCAUGGGUCAUAAACAAGAUAAAGAAGUCAGUAUUGAUUUGAAAAAUCCUUAUUACAAUCCUAAGAACUACGGUGCAGUAUUUGAAUUCCUACAUAUUCUUGAUUGGGAUGAUGAUACAGAUAACAUGGACAAUACUCUAGCUGAGAAAAAAUGAACCACAUUUUAAAUGAAGUUCAUCCAUAAAAUAUAAAUAUUUCUUCCCCAAAGGAAGACGAUAUACGUAUUUAAUCAUACAAAUGUUUCAUAAGAAUGUUUAGACAGUGACAAAUUACGGAAUUUCAAGUAUAAUUUUUGACAAUUAAAAUUUAUAAAUAUAUUAAUUGAAGAUAAUGAGUAUGAAAUCAUCAAAUUAAUAAAUUUGUUUUAACUUCCUUUGA
This is a messenger RNA of Xenia sp. Carnegie-2017, 5265 nucleotides long. Its product is annotated as NACHT and WD repeat domain-containing protein 2-like. The record is from RefSeq and is a predicted model, not a curated record. Lineage: Eukaryota; Metazoa; Cnidaria; Anthozoa; Malacalcyonacea; Xeniidae. Gene Ontology annotation, molecular function: protein binding.